Nestor notabilis (Kea) is the source of this 3903-nucleotide messenger RNA. RefSeq names its product WD repeat domain 17 (gene WDR17). Lineage: Eukaryota; Metazoa; Chordata; Aves; Psittaciformes; Psittacidae. The transcript has 29 exons. Gene Ontology annotation, molecular function: protein binding. The coding region runs from base 1 to 3903 and encodes 1300 amino acids. The record is from RefSeq and is a predicted model, not a curated record.
AUGUCACAGGUUAAACAAGUGGGACUUCUGGCUGCUGGAUGUCAGCCAUGGAACAAGGAUGUAUGUGCUGCUAGCGGGGACAGAUUUGCCUACUGUGCUACCCUUGCUAUUUAUAUUUAUCAGCUGGAUCGCCGAUACAAUGAAUUCAAGCUCCGGGCAAUUAUGUCUGAGCACAAGAAGACAAUUACAGCCAUAUCUUGGUGUCCCCACAAUCCUGACAUGUUUGCAAGUGCCAGUGCAGAUAGUUUAGUGAUUAUUUGGAAUGUGACUGAACAGAAAGUUGUGGCCAAGCUGGACAAUACUAAAGGAAUUCCUGCGUCACUUAGCUGGUGCUGGAAUGCAGGUGAUGCAGUUGCAUUUGUGUCCCACAGAGGUCCGUUGUACAUUUGGACUAUCUCAGGACCUGACAGCGGGGUAACUGUACAUAGAGAAGCACAUAGUUUCUUAUCCGAUAUCAGUCUGUUCAGAUGGCAUCCAAAGAAAAAAGGAAAGGUAGUAUUUGGACAUACUGAUGGAAGCCUAUCUAUUUUUCAGCCAGGUUCUAAAAGUCAGAAACAUGUCUUGAGACCAGAGUCUCUUGAAGGAACAGAUGAAGAGGAUCCAAUUACAGCGCUGGAGUGGGACCCUUUGUCAACUGACUACCUUCUUGUUGCUAAUUUGCAUAAUGGUAUUCGACUGGUUGAUUCUGAAUCUCUGUCCUGUAUCACAACUUUUAAUUUUCCCAGUGCAGCAGCAUCUGUUCAGUGUUUAGCCUGGGUUUCUAGUGCACCUGGAAUGUUCAUAACUGGAGAUUCUCAGGUUGGUGUGUUACGUGUUUGGAAUGUGUCACAUGCAACACCUAUAGACAAUUUUAAACUGAAGAAAACUGGCUUCCAUGGUUUGCAUGUACUAAGCUCUCCUCCAAAGAAAAAGUCAUGUUCAUCACAGCAUCCUACUAAAAAUCACUACACAUCCUCAACAAGUGAGGCUAUUCCUCCUCCAACUUUAACUCAAAACCAAGCAUUUUCUCUUCCUCCUGGUCACGCUGUCUGUUGCUUCAUGGAUGGUGGAGUAGGACUUUAUGACAUGGGAGCCAGAAAGUGGGAUUUCCUUAGAGAUUUGGGACAUGUUGAGACCAUCUUUGAUUGCAAAUUCAAACCUGAUAACCCUGAUCUUCUUGCUACAGCUUCAUUUGAUGGCACAAUUAAAGUUUGGGACAUAAAUACUUUAACAGCAGUUUACACAUCUCCUGGUAAUGAGGGGGUUAUUUAUUCCAUUUCUUGGGCUCCAGGAGAUCUGAACUGCAUAGCAGGUGCAACAUCCAGAAAUGGUGGCUUCAUCUGGGAUGUCCAAAAAGGCAAAAUGAUAACCAGAUUCAGUGAGCAUGGAAAGAAUGGAAUCUACUGCAUUGCCUGGAGUCAUAAAGAUUCCAAAAGAAUAGCAACCUGCAGCAGUGAUGGAUUUUGUAUUAUUCGAACCAUUGAUGGCAAGGUUCUUCACAAGUACAAACAUCCAGCUGCAGUAUUUGGCUGUGAUUGGAGUCAAAACAACAAAGAUAUGAUAGCUACUGGUUGUGAGGAUAAAAAUGUUCGUGUUUAUUACUUGGCAACCAGCUCUGAUCAGCCACUGAAAGUUUUUACAGGGCAUACUGCAAAGGUUUUUCAUGUACGGUGGUCUCCUCUGAGAGAAGGAACCCUCUGCAGUGGCUCUGAUGAUGGUACUGUUCGAAUAUGGGAUUAUACACAGGAUGCUUGUAUAAAUGUUCUUAGUGGACAUACAGCUCCAGUACGGGGACUGAUGUGGAAUCCUGAAAUUCCUUACCUUCUGGUAUCUGGCAGUUGGGACUAUACAAUUCGAGUCUGGGACACAAGAGAUGGAACAUGUUUGGACACAGUUUGUGAUCAUGGUGCAGAUGUGUAUGGAUUAACAUGUCAUCCUAGUCGUCCAUUUACUAUGGCAUCUUGCUCUCGUGACUCCACUGUGAGACUCUGGUCAUUGACACCUCUUAUAAAUCCUCUACAAAUGAGUAUCUUAGCAGAUAGAUGUUGGGACGAGAUUAUUGGUAAUACAGAUCGUGCUGUGGAAUCUGGUGCUCCUCCUUUGCUGUGUGGUAAAGUUUCCAGAGAUAUUAAACAAGAUGUGGAAAAAAAACCAGGAAAUGCUCGAGUAAAAAAACUAAGGUGGUUUUCAGAAUGUUUUUCACCUCCAGGAGGCAGCAAAAAUUUAUGGGAUUUGGUUGCUGUAAUAAAAGGACAGGAUGACAGUUUACUUCCACAAAACUACUGCAAAGGAAUUAUGCAUAUGAAACAUCUCAUUAGAUUUAGAAUGUCCAGGGCACAAGAACUGACAACAGUAAAAAUGUCCAAGUUUGGAGGUGGUAUUGGUGCACCAAGCAAAGAAGAGAGGCUUAAAGAAGCUGCAGAAAUACAUUUAAGACUAGGACAAAUUCAGCGAUAUUGUGAACUAAUGGUAGAACUUGGAGAGUGGGACAAAGCUCUCUCAGUUGCACCUGGAGUUUCAAUGAAAUAUUGGAGGAAUUUAAUGCAAAGGAGAGCUGAUCAGUUAAUUCAGGAAGAAAAUGAUGAUGUCAUCCCAUACUGUAUAGCUGUAGGAGAUGUGAAGAAACUAGUGUCUUUCUUUACUGCAAGAGGCCAGCUUAAAGAGGCUCUUCUUGUUGCACAGGCAGCUUGUGAGGGAAAUAUACAGAUAUCACCACUCUCCACAACAGAUGGAUCUUCAAAUUCUGAUGGAAACAAUACAGAUGAUUAUAAUGAGCUUCUGCACAACGUCAGUAAAGAACUGGCAGAAUGGUAUUUCCAGGAUGGCCAUGCAGUGCUUGCAGCAUGUUGCCAUCUGGCUGUUGAAAAUAUAGAGCUUGCGAUGGCAAACCUGAUUCGUGGAAAUGAACUGGAGUUGGCAAUCAGUGUGGGUACUGUCUUAGGAGAAAGUGCAGCACAAGCAACACAUUAUGCCCUAGAAUUACUAGCAAGAAAAUGUAUGACAGUAACAACAUGCUUUCCAUCACUUGGAUACAGUAACUACUGUGCCAUCUUCUGUUUAUGCAGGGAUUUAGCAGCUGAUCUUCUUAUGAUGAUUCCUGAUAAUAAACUGCAAUUAGCAAAGCUGUGUGCUUUUUAUCCUGGAUGCACAGAAGAAAUAAAUGACCUGCAUGAAAAGUGUAAUCUUCCUGAUGUAGAAGAAUGCAUGCAGUUGGCAGAGACAAAUCAGGCAGAUGGGGAUAUAUUUGAAACUAUAAAGUACUAUCUGUUAAGCACAGAACCUGAAAAGGCUCUCCCUAUUGGCAUUCAGUAUGUGAAAAAGCAACUUUGUGGCUCAGAUUGGACUUUAGAUUCCAUCUGUCCAUACCUUGAUCUUCUAAGUUAUAUACGCACCGAACGAUUAGUGUUGCAUAAAUGUAGUGAAUUUCGGAAUGAGUUGCUGAUUUUAUGUGGUUACAUUGGUGCUUUACUUGCUAUCAGAAGACAGUACAAUAGCAUUGUACCUGCACUUUAUGAGUAUACAAGUCAGCUUUUGAAAAGACGGGAAGUAUCUGUACCUUUGAAAAUUGAACAGCUUUCUGAGGAACUGGAUGCAUGGAGAGCUUGUACUCAGUUAAACAAGCCUACUGAUGAAUCGCCAUGCACCCCGCCAUCUGAAUUGCAGAGAGCAGUGUAUUCCAUACUUGUAUCACGAAUACAAGAGGAGCCUUUGAAAGGAAUGGUUGGGCCAGACUGCGUCACUGGAUCAAAUCUUCCUAGUCAUUCAGAUGUUCACAUCUCUUGUUUGACAGGGCUAAGGAUACAGGGUCCAGUGUUCUUCCUCGAAGAUGGAAAAUCUGCUAUUUCACUGAAUGAUGCUUUGAUGUGGGCCAAAGUGAAUCCUUUUUCACCACUAGGAACAGGAGUACGACUUAACCCAUUUUGA